AUGGGCGCCGAACAGAGCGGAGAUGCUGAGCACAAACAUUCGGACUACAGUUCGACUGUGGUUCCCUCUCCUGCCAAGCAAAAGGCGAAGAUGGAUGACAUUGUGGUGGUAGCUCAGGGAACACAGUCUAUGAGGAAUAUCCACAGUGACCCCGAUGUCAUCAAACUCCAAGAGAUCCCUACUUUCCAGCCGCUUUUGAAAGGGGUGCUGAGUGGCCAGACGUCCCCGAGCAGUGUGUGUCUAGAGAGACUGGACUCCGCACAGGUGCUGCAGCUCUGCACCCGCUACCAGGACCACCUGCACCAGUGUGCCGAGGCCGUCUCCUUUGACCAGAACGCUUUGGUCAAGCGCAUCAAAGAGAUGGACCUCUCAGUGGAGACUUUAUUCAGCAUCAUGCAGGAGCGCCAGAAGCGUUACGCCAAGUAUGCUGAGCAGAUCCAGAAGGUCAACGAGAUGUCCAUGAUCCUGCGACGCAUUCAGAUGGGCAUCGACCAGACGGUGCCGCUGAUGGAGCGACUCAACAACAUGCUGCCUGAAAGUGAGCGCUUGGAGCCCUUCAGCAUGAGGGCCGAUGCAGAACCGGGCACCAAGUAA
Molecule: messenger RNA, 594 nt
Organism: Nerophis lumbriciformis (worm pipefish)
Lineage: Eukaryota; Metazoa; Chordata; Actinopteri; Syngnathiformes; Syngnathidae
Source: RefSeq, a predicted model, not a curated record